Molecule: messenger RNA, 2317 nt
Organism: Chenopodium quinoa (quinoa)
Lineage: Eukaryota; Viridiplantae; Streptophyta; Magnoliopsida; Caryophyllales; Amaranthaceae
Product: pectinesterase-like
Exons: 3
Coding region: 344-2029 (561 amino acids)
Biological process (GO): cell wall modification
Molecular function (GO): pectinesterase inhibitor activity; pectinesterase activity
Source: RefSeq, a predicted model, not a curated record
UUGGCUAAUCCAGAUUUGGGGAUUAGUUCUGGGUGGUUAGGUUCCAGUCCCCUCCCGAUUGUUGUUGUGGGGGAUUGAUCACGAGUCCUCCCUACCAAGUGUAGUCUCAAUCACCACUACACCAACAACCAAUUGGUUAAACUCUAAUAGUCUAAUGUAAUUAAUUCUAUGCAUAUAUAUAAACUAUAUAUAAGUACAUAUCUUUAAUUUACAAACUCAUAAUAAUAUUUAUGACUCAACUCACUUAUAUAUAAAGAACAAAAUAACAACUUGACUCUAGCCUUACUCAUCUAUCUCUACCGCCAAGAAAAAAUAAUUAUUACAAGAAAUUAAGAAAAAUAAAAUGUCCACUCUUGUUACUACCCUUAUCUUUUUGGUAUAUUCUUUCCUAGCGAUGGCUUCAUCAACCAAACAAGACCUAAAGAUGGUUCAAUUGGCUCAAACCAUGGUUCUUCAAGCCAAGUAUUGGGAUCAAUCAUCAUCAUUUGAUGAUCCUUCUUUGUUCUUAGGCCACUAUCACCAACUUGACGGCGGUCAUCAAGGGGGCUUAAGCUAUAACGAUAGCAAGAAUGAGUCGACGACUUUAUCCAUUGGUCGUGGUCAUGGUCAUGGUCAUGGUCGUCAUCACAAGAGUGUUCAAGGUAGCUUAAACAACAAGGACAACACCGAUAACAAUUAUAUUAAUAACGUCUAUUAUGCCAAUAAUAAUAAAAACUCUAAAAAUAAUUAUAAAAUUAAAAUGGCUAUGAUCGAUUGUGCUAAGCUAUAUGAUCAAGCUGAGUCAGGGCUCGGUCGUUUAGUUGAAAGAGAUGGGAAAUUUAGCCAUGAUGACGCGUUAGCAUGGCUAAGUGGUGCAAUCACAAGCCAUAGGACUUGUUUGGAUGGACUAAAAGAGAAAGGUGUACGUGAAGAACUUCAUCCUAUAUCGCAAAAUUUGACCAAGUUAUUAUAUGAAGCAUUGGCUUUUCAUGCAAAGAAACAAAGGUUUUGGAAAAGAUCAAAAGUAAGGGCACAAGGGAGGCCAAAAGGAAAACCAUUUGUGGGAAGAUUAAUGUCCUGGAAGCCGGCAACUUCGAGGGCAGAUAUCGUGGUGGCGAGAGACGGCUCAGGUAAUCACCAAACCAUCAACAAAGCAGUGGAUGCAAUAGACAAGAUAAAAAACAGAGGAGAAAGCAGAGUAAUAGUGUAUGUAAAAGCAGGAGUAUAUGAUGAGAUAGUUGAAAUUCCAAGGCACCUAACUAAUGUCAUGUUUGUUGGAGAUGGCAUGGGUAAAACUGUGGUCACUGGUCGUAAAAAUGUCGUUGAUGGCGGAACCACUGUCAAUUCCGCUACAUUCAGGGUAUUCGGCGAUGGAUUUUGGGCAAAGGACAUGACAUUUGAGAACACGGCAGGACCCCAAAAACAUCAAGCAGUGGCAUUGAUGGUAGCAUCAGAUCACUCCCUCUUCUAUCGAUGCAGCUUUCUAGGAUACCAAGACACACUCUAUGUUCACUCUCUUAGGCAAUUUCACCGCGACUGCCACAUAUAUGGCACAAUAGACUUUAUAUUUGGUAACGCGGCUGUUGUGUUACAAAAUUGUGACAUCUUUGUUAGAAAGCCUAUGAAGCACCAGAAUAAUAUGAUCACAGCCCAAGGGAGGGAGGACCCGAAUGAGAACACAGGGAUCUCAAUCCAUGGGUCACGAAUACAACCUGCACCAGAGUUUGUAGACCUAAAGCGAUCUUUCAAGACCUUCCUAGGGAGACCUUGGAAGAAGCAUUCAAGAACAAUUGUUUCUACAACAUACAUUGAUGGGUUUAUUCAUCCAAGAGGUUGGACUAAUUGGGAAGGGAAUUUCGCCCUCUCAACAUUGUAUUACGCCGAAUACAUGAACACAGGCUCCGGGGCAACAACUCUAGGCCGGGUAAAGUGGCCCGGGUUUCACGUCUUGCAUCAUCCUAAGGAGGUUGAUCCCUUCAUGGUAAGAAAUUUUAUCCAAGGUGAAUUUUGGAUUAUGAAGACUGGUGUUCCCGUUUGGCUUGAAAUUUGAUUAAAGCAAAUCCAUGGUGGUUUUCCUUCAUUAACGAAGAAUAAUGGGUUCAUCCUUUUGGAAAAAAAUAAAUGUUUAGCUAAUUACAUCUAUCAUAUAGAAUUCCAUAGCAUAAGUUCCAUGUAUCUAUAAGCAAUAUGUAAGUAACUUUUUCCAUUUAUCAUGAAAUACAAGGUUUAUAGAAAUUAAACAUCCUACUUGUAUUACAAUUCUACAAAUCAAAAUCCACUGUCAACUUAUUUUCUUACUAAAAUAAACAAAUUACGUAGUAUAAUGUUUAUUGGUUGA